Molecule: messenger RNA, 2513 nt
Organism: Erigeron canadensis
Lineage: Eukaryota; Viridiplantae; Streptophyta; Magnoliopsida; Asterales; Asteraceae
Product: glutamate receptor 1.4-like
Exons: 5
Coding region: 1-2454 (817 amino acids)
Cellular component (GO): plasma membrane
Molecular function (GO): signaling receptor activity; ligand-gated monoatomic ion channel activity
Source: RefSeq, a predicted model, not a curated record
AUGGUGCUCCAGAGUCGAAGCGAAAUCAUCCUACUGUUUCUGAUAUACUUGAGCUUUUUAAACCAGGAUUUAUGUAUACACUCAUUGCCAUCUAAAAACAAUGGCAUCCUCAUGCAUGACCAAGUUUUUAUACGAGUGGGGGUCGUUCUUGACAUGGAGUCAUGGACUGCAAAGUCCAUUCACAGCUUCAUAACUAUGGCGAUGUCUGAUUUUUAUGCACUUAAUAACAAUUACAGAACGAGAAUCGUUUUCCACACAAGGGACUCCAAAGGUUGCCCUUUAGAAGCUUUAUCAGCUGUUCUUGAUCUUCUGAAUAACGUAAAGGUGCAAGCAAUCCUAGGCCCAGAAACAUAUCUUGAAGCAAAGAUAUUAGCCCCGAUUGCUAAUAAGGCUAAAGUUCCAAUAUUUUCCUUUGCGGGUUCUUCCUCUAUGGACUAUCCAUACUUGUUUCAAAUUAAAGAAGACGAAUCAGUAAUGUCCAAAAGCAUUACUACCCUUGUGGAAUCUUUCAAAUGGAGAGAUGUUAUAUUUUUAUAUGAGGAUGCAGAUUGUGGGCGGGAAAGCUUAUCACAUUUUCUUGAAUCUUUCCAAGACAAAAGCAUCCGAGUCAGUCGCAGAAGUGCAGUUCAAGCCAUGGCCACAGAUGAUCAAAUCACUCAAGAGUUGCAAAAUAUCAAGAUUGGUCUCUCAACAGUCAUUAUUGUAAAUUUGUCAUCUUCAUUAGCUGCCAGAGUUUUAUUAAAUGCGGAAAGAAUGGGAAUGGUAAGUGAAGAAUAUACUUGGAUUGUAACUUAUAAAACGGUUGACAUAUUGCAAUCUGUGGAUAAUGAAGUUAUCGAGUCAUUGCAAGGAGUGAUAUCUGUGAGGCCAUACAUUCCGGCAUCAAACACGUUGCUGAAUUUAACGGCAAGAUGGUACAAUGAAUGUACUACAAAGUACCCUACUUUAGCAUCAAGAGAGGUGAGUGUGCUUGCUAUAUGGGCAUACAACACAAUUUGGGCACUUGCAGAGUCUGUUCAAAGGGUUGGAGUUCGGUCAUCAUUUGUUGUCCCACGGUUUGAUUCUAUGCUUCUAUAUGAGAUUUCAAAAUCAAGAUUUAAGGGUUUAAGUGGUGAGUAUCGACUCAUUGAUGGAAAGCUAGUCUCCAAUGGAUUCAAAAUUGUGAACAUUAUAGAAAAUGGAGAGAGGAGAGGGUCUACAUGCUCUCCAAAACGUCGGAUAUUACAAACGACUAGUGAUAUAAAACUGAAAGUUGGCGUUCUAACAGAAAGAAAUUUCACGUACUUUAUAGAUGCAAAGUAUGACAAUGUGGAAAAUGUUACAACUGCCACCGGAUUUUCUGUAGAUGUCUUCAAUAUAUGCAUCCAAGCUUUGAAUGUAUCCUACGAUUUAGUUCCAUAUGCCAAUGAAACUUAUAACGAUCUUGUAAUGAAGGUUCAUGCUCAGGAGAUUGAUGCUAUCUUGGGUGAUUCAACUAUUCUUGAAAACAGAUAUCAGUAUGUUGACUUCACAGCUACUUACACUGACAUAGGCGUAGGAACGCUUGCAAGAAUCAACCAUAAUGACAUGUGGAUCUUCUUGAAGCCACUCGACUUGGAUCUUUGGCUAUGCACAAUUUGUUUUGCUAUCCUCACUGGCUUUGUAAUUUUUGUUAUUGAGUCUAAGGAUCAAGGGUCCCAAAGAUCACCUGCUGAGCAAAUCGGAGCAACCUUUUGGAUCAUCCUAAUGACCCUAUUUUUUACUCAAAGUGAGAGGCUGUCAAGUAAACUGUCCAAGUUUGUAUUGUUCAUCUGGUUACUAGUUGUACUUAUUCUUAUCUCGAGUUACACUGCAACAUUGGCUUCACUACUAACUGUUGAACAGUUCCAAAUAGCAUCAAAGGGUGGAACUGUGGGGUUUCAUGGCGGCUCUUUUGUGGCAGGAGUGACUGUUAGCAACUUGGAUUUUGGGAAUUUUAAACAUAGCCAAUACUAUUCAUAUGAUGAUUACGCAGAUGCUUUAUCAAAAGGUGGAAAACAUGGUGGUGCUGAUGCUAUCAUCGAUGAAAUUCCUUACAUCAAGAUGUUUCUAGGAAGGCACUCAGCUGACUACGCCCUUGUUUCGUCUGAACCAAUUACUUCUGGUUUUGGCUUCGCUUUUCAAAAAGGAUCACCUAUGGUAGAAGAGAUGUCAAGACAAAUUGCCAAACUAAGAGAAAAUGGAAAACUGGAAGAUCUGGAGAAGUAUUGGUUCAAGAAACACUCUGCAUCAUCUGAAGAUACUCUGCCUAAACCGAAAACCUUGAACUUUGGUAGGUUUCAAGGUUUGUUUCUUAUUAGUGGGGUUUCUUUGGCUUUAGCACUUAUGAUAUCCAUGGUUCGCUUACUUUGCGCAAAACUGGAGCUCCAUGCCAUCAUAUUCUUCGUCUUGCAGCAUAAAGCGAUAGCUACUUUGAGGCGUCAAUCUAUUUUUUAAAUAUGCCAUUGGGAUAUAAUGAGCUAGUGGAGGUUGAACUCAUUAAUCAACUUGUCUAA